AGAUUCAUACACAGUAAAAUCUAUCAACACACAUACUUCUUGGAAGGCAAGAAACAUGAAUCAACAAGAAGCCGCGAGUACUCUUGAGCUUGAUCUGAAACUAAACAUCUUGGAUUCAUCUUUGCCAACUGAGAGCCCAUCUUCAUCGUUAUGUUCGGAGGAAGCCGAAGGUGGAAGAGUAGAGGGUAAAUCAAUGGUGGUCGUAGGUUGCCCUAAUUGCAUCAUGUACAUUAUCAUGUCUUUGGAUAGUAACCCUAGAUGCCCUAGAUGCAACAGUCAAGUUUUGUUUGAUUUUCUCACAGGAAAGCAUAGCAAAAAGAGUAUUAAUUAAGAAAAUAUCCCAAUUAAAAGUGUUAUUUUAUUUUAUUAUUGAUUUGUGGCCACAUAUAUUGAUAGUUAAACUAGUCUACGAUGAACGGAUGUAUUCAUAUAACCGAAAUUCUGUAUACUUUUGUUUUUC
Messenger RNA from Eruca vesicaria subsp. sativa (arugula), 460 nucleotides. NCBI's taxonomy places the organism in Eukaryota, Viridiplantae, Streptophyta, Magnoliopsida, Brassicales, Brassicaceae. The record is from the annotation of a GenBank genome assembly.